This is a messenger RNA of Cuscuta campestris, 6432 nucleotides long. Lineage: Eukaryota; Viridiplantae; Streptophyta; Magnoliopsida; Solanales; Convolvulaceae. The record is from the annotation of a GenBank genome assembly.
AAUGUGUCAAUAAUUUAUUUAGAAGCGAGAGAAAUAAUGCGAGCUAUUUAUUCCUUUCAUAAUGAAAGAAAACAGAGAAGCAGAAAAAUCUUUGUAAGACGGAUGGAGUAUAUCAUUUGAACAUAAAAAGCCACUCUCACUCACUUGAGCAGUUCUCAAGCUAACCAUCUGAAUAGAGCAGAGGACAAUGGCUUCUUCUUUACAUUCUUUACUUGGGGCAUUUUCUUGUAUCUGUGGAGGAGAACUCCAUUGGGGCUCAUUGUGCAUCCAUAGAGCUUUGGUUGAUGCCUUGACUAUAUUCUUAGCAUUUGUGUACUUUCUGGCCUUGCUUGGAUGUCCUACAAUGAGGAUUAACAUUAGAGAAUCCAGAAGGUCUGCUUUCCAUUUUGUGGUAUCCCUUUGCUGUGCCCUUAUGAGCGUAGCGUAUCUCGGUGCCACUCUUUGCAAACUUAUCACUGAAAAUCAUGAUUUUCAUUCUCUAAGUUGGUUGCCAUACUUCAUAAAAGGAGUGAUUUGGAUUGCCUUUACCUUCUCCUUGCUUGUUCAAGGAUCCAAAGUAGUCAAAUUUUUCGUAUCUAGUUGGUGGGUUGUUUCCUUUCUGUUGAUUUCCUCUCUGAACAUUGAAGUUUUGGUCAAAACCCAUACCAUCCAUAUUAUGGAUGUGAUCACUUGGAUCCUUACCUCAUUGCUUCUCUUUUCCGCUCUGACCAACUUCCGUCUUCUCAUUCUUUCUAAACAUGUUUCUGUGAAGACUUUGUCUGAACCUCUGUUAGUUGUUGAGCAAUCUGAUGGUGAGAGCCAUGCUAGUUUCUUUAGCAAAUUGUCAUUUUCUUGGAUGAACCACAUGGUCCGGUUAGGCAAGUCAAAAACACUACUUCUUGAAGACAUUCCCUGUUUAGCAUCAGAAGAUGAAGCAAAGUUGAACUAUGAUAAACUGUGUCAUGAGUGGGAGAAUAGCUCCAAAGGUUCAUUAAACUUGGUUCUAAAAGCUAUAUCAAGAAGGUACUGGAAAGAAUUGAUGCUUGGGGGAGUCUAUGCACUUCUCAGGACGACUGCUGUUCUGAUUUCUCCACUCCUGCUCUAUGCAUUCGUGUCAUAUUCAAAUCUUGAGAGUAAAGAGCUCUCCAAAGCUCUUCUGCUAGUUGGGUGCUUGAUUCUUGACAAGGUUCUUGACGCACUGUCCAGCCGGCAUUUCUAUUUCUACUCCAAGAGGGUAGGAAUGAGAAUCAGAUCAGCUCUAAUAGCGGCGGUUUUUCAGAAACAGCUCAAGCUUUCAAACCGAGGCAAGCAAAGGCAUUCAACAGGAGAGAUUGUGAAUUAUAUUGCAAUUGACGCAUAUCGGAUGGGGGAAUCUGUAAUGUGGUUUCACAUUGGUUGGACUUCCGUUCUGCAAAUCUUUCUGUCUGUUGCAGUGCUCUUUUGGGUGGUUGGUCUUGGUGCCGUUCUCGGUUUAGCCCCUCUUGCUAUCUUUGGAGCUCUUAAUGCGCCAUUCGCAAAGAUAAUCCAAAAGUGCCAGUCUGAAUUCAUGAUUGCCCAAGACAAGAGACUAAGGUGCAUUUCUGAGAUCUUGAACAGUAUGAAGAUUAUCAAGCUUCAAUCGUGGGAAGAAAACUUCAAGAAUGCAGUCAAAUCCUAUAGGGAUAUUGAAUUAAAAUGGUUAACAAAAGCUCAAUUGUGCAAGACAGUGAGUACCUUUUUGUAUUGGGCAUCUCCCACAAUCAUCUCAUCUGUUGUAUUCUUAGGGUGUGUCAUCUUCAACAGUGCUGCAUUUGAUGCUGCCACAGUGUUCACUGUCUUGGCAGUAUUAAGGGUCAUGUCAGAACCCGUUAGGCUGUUACCAGAAGCUCUUUCUAUCAUAAUUCAGUCUAAAGUUUCCCUUGAUAGGAUAAAUUCUUUCCUGUUAGAAGAUGAGAUUAAAAGAGUGGAUGUUACCCGAUCUCCGGUUGGACGUUCAGAGAAUAGUGUAAGUGUAGUGAAUGGCUGCUUCAGCUGGGAAUCAGAGCCUUUACUUAGAAACAUAAAUGUUCAAGUGAGAAGGAGUCAGAAAAUUGCAGUCUGUGGAGCUGUUGGAGCAGGAAAGUCAUCACUUCUCUAUGCUAUACUUGGAGAAAUACCUAAAGUUUCAGGAACUGUGAACGUGUUUGGCUUAAUUGCUUAUGUGUCACAAGCUUGCUGGAUCCAGAGCGGGACGGUUCGUGAUAACAUACUGUUUGGGAAGCCAAUGGACAAAGGCAGAUAUGAAGAGGCGAUAAGAGUGUGUGCUCUAGACAAAGACAUCGACAGCUUCAGCUAUGGUGACUUGACAGAGAUAGGGCAGAGAGGACUGAAUAUGAGUGGGGGACAGAAACAGAGAAUUCAGUUGGCUCGAGCCGUUUACAGUGAUGCAGACAUUUAUCUUCUAGAUGACCCUUUCAGUGCUGUUGAUGCACAUACUGCUUCAUUUCUUUUCCAUGAAUGUGUUAUCAAUGCAUUGAAGACGAAAACUGUCAUUCUUGUCACCCACCAAGUAGAAUUUCUCUCUGCCGUUGAUCACAUUCUGGUACUGGAAGAAGGAGAAAUUAGUCAAUCAGGAUGCUAUAAUGAGCUGCUGAUGAGCGGGAUGUCCUUUGAACAGCUCGUGAAUGCUCAUGAAAGUGCAGUAAAUGCGUUUGAUCCGCUGGUGAACAAGAUUGAUGAUAGAACUCAGAAAGAGCAUACAACUGGUGGGGGGCGUGAAGAGGUUAAAAUGGACUACUUAGUAAAUGAAGAAAAUUGUCAGAUUUCGUUGAAGGAAGGGGCUCCUCAGCUAACAGAAAAUGAGGAGAGGGAUCCGAAUGAAUCUGUGUGGAAGAUAUUCAUGGAUUACAUUUUGAUUUCCAAAGGAUCCCUCUACAUGAUACUAAACAUUGUAGGUCAAAUUAGUUUCGUGGUUUUGCAGGCUGCAGCAAGCUAUUGGCUAGCAGUUUCCAUUCAAAGUCCCAAAAUCAGUCGUUUUAUGAUCAUUGGAGUUUUUACUUUGCUUUCUCAGCUAAGUACACUCUUUGUGUAUCUCAGAUCCCUAUUUGCAGUCCUCCUUGGAGUCAAUGCUUCAAAAGCCUUUUUCUCUGGUUUUUUAGACUCUGUUUUCAAGGCUCCCAUGCUUUUCUUCGACUCUACACCAGUUGGACGGAUAUUAACUCGUGCUUCUUCAGACCUGAGUGUAUUGGACUUUGACAUCCCUUUCGCAUAUGUUUAUGCAUCGUCUGCUGGGAUAGAAUUGGUUGCAAUAAUUAUUAUUAUGGCCUCCAUCACAUGGCAGGUUCUCAUUGUAGGCAUCAUAGCUAUUGUUGCCGCCAAAUAUGUCCAGGAAUACUAUCAACCCACAGCAAGGGAACUGAUGCGGAUCAAUGGGACAACAAAGGCUCCACUAAUGAGUUAUGCAACCGAGACAUCACUUGGUGUUGCCACAAUAAGGGCAUUUGAUAUGGCAGACAUGUUUUUCCUCAACUAUUUGAAACUAGUUGAUGCAGAUGCAAAAGUCUUUUUCAGCUCAAAUGGAGCUAUGGAGUGGCUGGUUUUGAGAUCGGAAACACUCCAAAAUCUCACCCUUUUCGUAGCUGCUUUCCUCCUAAUUGCAGUUCCAUCGCGUUUUCUCCCUUCAGGUCUCGUGGGCCUCUCUUUUUCGUAUGCCUUAACACUAACAAGCAAUCAAGUCUCUUUAAGCCGGUGGUAUAGCAGCUUAGCUAACUAUGUUAUCUCAGCUGAAAGGAUAAAACAAUUUAUGCAUUUAACUCCGGAGCCACCAGCUGUGGUGGAAAAUAACAGGCCAAACUCUUCUUGGCCUUCCAAGGGUAGAAUAGAAUUCCUAGACUUGAAGAUAAGAUACCGUGUAAAUGCUCCAUUAGUCCUCAAAGGAAUAACAUGCACCGUCAAUGAAGGGACAAGAGUAGGAGUUGUGGGGAGGACAGGAAGCGGGAAAACGACGCUCAUCAGUGCAUUGUUUCGCCUAGUGGAGCCUUGCAGUGGGAAAAUCAUUGUAGAUGGUCUUGAUAUCUGCUCCAUAGGCCUCAAAGAUUUGAGGCUAAAACUCAGCAUCAUCCCACAAGAGCCUACUCUUUUCCGAGGGAGUGUUCGAACAAAUUUGGACCCUUUAGGCCUCUACUCUGAUGAUGAAAUUUGGAAGGCUCUAGAGAAAUGCCAGCUCAAGGAUACCAUUAGCAGACUUCCACACCAGCUAGAUUCCUCAGUGAGUGAUGAGGGCGACAACUGGAGCAUGGGGCAACGCCAACUGUUCUGCCUCGGAAGAGUACUUCUGAAGAGGAACAGAAUCUUAGUUCUGGACGAGGCAACAGCUUCCAUAGACUCCGCUACAGAUUCCACUCUGCAGAAAAUCAUCAGAGAAGAAUUUUGCAAUUGCACAGUCAUCACUGUUGCUCAUCGUGUUCCCACUGUCAUAGACAGCGAUAUGGUCCUCCUCCUCUCUUUUGGGAAACUCGUUGAAUAUGAUGAGCCUUCAAAGCUGAUGGGAAUUAAUUCUUCAUUCUCGAAACUGGUUGCUGAAUAUUGGUCCAGCUGCAGAAGGAAUUCCCAGGAGGAGCUCAACCACUUGGGUACCAUUUAAGAUGGCAGAUUAUAAUAAUAUACCAAAAGACCAAAGAAAAAAUAAAACAUCUUGAUUUACUUUGGGGUACCAAUGAAAUCACUAUGCACUUAGUCUGCCUUGUAUGCAGCAGAAUUCCAUAAACCACUAUCGGGUUUUAUUGUCAUAAAUUAUCAGAAAUAAAUAAAUUCGGGAACAACUGUUUACCACUGGAAAAAAAACGAUUGAGUUUCUUUCUCGCGCAAUCCAUACCCAUUUUCAGGUGAAGGAACUGCAUCGACUAGGGGAGAUCGAGUCUUGCGUAGUUGAGGAAUGAACAAAUUAUAAUUUGAACCAGAUUCGAAAAUUAGGCCAAUGAACUGCCGCAACUAUCAGAGUUAGAGGAGCAGUAAAGGAAGCUCCAAGGUCGUACAAACGCUGAACCAGUUUCUUCUCUAAUUCUGAUGCUCAAAUUUUCAAUCCAUGAUGUUCACCUUUCAUCGUAUUCUAUGGAGUGAAGCCGGAUGAAAAGAUCAAGUUUGUGUGUGGCAUUCAAAAGGCUCAACAUGUUAUAUUUGCUAAUUGGGUGUGUGUUUCCUUAGCAUCCUCACAUUUUGGAGUUGCUAUUGGAGUGGAAGCAUCCGGACGAUUGGAGUGGACGACCAUACUACAUCUAUUUUCAAUCUUCUUCUCCGUCCAGGUUAGGGACUGAAUUUUUCAGUUUCAAUUGCUCUUCUGUCCUAGCAAAUUGUCAAGAUUUAAAUAUUAAUUUUAUCCAAGAAUGGAUGCUGAGCUAUGCAUAUUUGCAAAUUUCUUUGCUAAUUUUUUCUCCAAUGGAAACACAUUCAUGACUCAUCAAGAGUACAGAGUUCUUCGCUAGCCUCGACUCACUCAGGUCAGUUUUAUUAUUUUUAAUUAAUUUUUUUUACAUUAUGAUUUCGUUUCUCUUUGUUGUUGUCCUCAUGAAUCCCUUGGUGCUAUCUGUGUCUUGAUUAUCCAGAAUAUAAUAAUAAAGUAAUCUAACUAAAAAGUUUUUGAGCAAAUCCAUCCAAUGAGAAUCUGCAGACUCUAGCGGCUGUGAUCCGAUUUGUGAUACGAAAUUCAAGACCGGCGGGAGAAAUCCGAUGCAGAAACGGGUUUAGGGUUUGAUAAGGUAGGAUUGAAAGUGCAAUCAAGGAAAGUGGUCAUAAUCGUAAAGCAAUCAAAAAAAGGAAAUUUCACAAAUGGGAAGUCAGUAAUCAAAUGGUAUUUAACUAUACAUUGAACCAUGAAAUUCUAUAAUUUAUAUAACUAGAUUUGAUCAGUUGAACAUUUUAGAGGUUUCAUGUUCAACGAGAAUUACACCAAUAUCUGUUUUCUUCGUCCUUUAUCAAUUCAAACUUGGGCAGCAAUGGAUUGAUCCACAAAGCAGGACAGGGGACCAAGCUGGAUUUUUCCACUCCCACCAGGGUGAUUAUCGAAGCUUACGUCGGUUGGAAAAAUAUAUUUCCCUGGCAUCCCUGCAAAAUUAUUUAGGCAUUCCUGGAUUGUUUUGCCGAGUAGGCCAAAAGUUAUAAGGGGCUGGUGACAUCUAAGUUGUGUUAUUUUUCUCGGAUAUUCCACAAAAAUAAGUGUCCAAAUUAAACCAUGAUGGAGGGAGUGUAUCCGAUAUAUGCUUAUAAAUAAUUGAUUAAAAAACCCAAAAAUGGUGAGCCUAUAAUAGCAAUGUCUCAUUUUUCUAUCUCUAAUUCUAUUAUUUGUUUGAUGCCAAAACUAUGUAAAAGGUCUGAUGAAUUAUUGUAUUUGCCUUAUAGACAUUUUGUGUUUUCUCUCCAACCUGUAUUUUGAAUAUGAGCUUUUGGUAUACAUGCAGGUUCUCUUAAAGAAAAUAGACAUAAUAAAUUUGAAAUCUCUAU